UAAACAUUCGGCAGUCUAGUUGCAGCUCAAACCUCCCCUGGUAAUUUUUCAGGCAUCAAAAACACCACAAUCGUCAACCCCGCCGUUGAAUUCCAGGUUCUCUCAUCAUCCGAUUCGGUGACAAGCAGGGACACAGCCUAGGAGGCUUGACUUUCUUGAUUGCUAUUCAACUUGCCUCUGAUGCUCAAUAAUGGCAAGUUUCUCCUUUUCUUGAACCAUGGCUUUCUCAACUCCAUCACCUCUGUAUUUUCGUCCUACGCAUGUUCAAUGACCGACUCUCUAUGCCAAAUUCGGGAAACAAAAUAGAGGAUCCAUGUCAGGAAUGCAGAGACCGCCACUUGAAAUGCGACGACAACUACCCAAAGUGCAAACAAUGUGAGCGCUUGGGGGGAAAAUGUCGGAGGGGGAAAGGGAAACUCAAAUUUCGCCAUGGUUCCAGCGCCCGGUACGAUGCGACUUUUGCCAAAGAUCAAACUUGGCUUGAUCAGACCAGAAAUGCGAAAUUCCAAUUUGUUGAUCAAGGCCCAGAGUUGGAAAACUACUAUUCCCAAGAUGACCUCACGGUCAUCAGUGGCAGACCAGUUGUCGAAGAAACCAAGCAAGAGAACGAUACCAUCGCGUACAAGCGAGUGGAAACCUCCCACAAUGCAGACUUAUCCCCCACUGUCCACAGCGCACCGCCAUCCGAACCUCUGUUCUUAUCCCCUAGAGCGUCAAACAACGAAACUGUUCUUGUACACGCACCUAUAAAACGACGACGUACCACUGAUUUUACUACCGCCGAGGCUGCUCUCAACGCGGAGCAAUGGCCGCAUGCUGCUUACGAUCCUAUCCGUUCACAAUAUCGAAUCUACAACCACCCUCCGAAAGUCUUCAGCCCCCUCAGUCAAAACGGCUACACCUCCAUGCCUGAACAACGCUAUGUUCCAAAGGUGGUGGAAGCGGAAUAUAGGCGCCUUGCGGACUCAGCUGCUGCGGCCAUUCCGCCAGAAGAAUUACUUUCACCAGCAAUCUGGAAAGAAGAGUUCUAUUGGCCUAAUCAAUAUACCACCACACAAUGUGCUUGUCUGAUGCGGUAUUACAUUGAGCACCUUGCAACUUGGUUUGACGUGGGUGACCCAGCAAGACAUUUUGCCCUUACUGUACCACAACGAGCAAGAAGGUGUCCUCCACUACUCAAUGCCAUAUUCACCGCGGCAUCACGGCACCUAGCCUCUGUGUCUCAGUACAAAACAAUAGAUGGGGUCAUCAGAUAUCAGGAUGUACUUUUACCGAAACUCACCAAGGAGACCGCCCUCAAUUACCACAAUGCGUGCAUUGCCUACCUAAUCAGAUUAUCCAAUGACCCGGAACAUGUCAGGGACGAGAACCUCCUCGCUGCUUCAGUAAUCCUCCGCUAUUACGAAGAAAUCGAUACAGCGUUCACCGGCGAGGACAGCGAGACAUUUCUCCACACCUUUCAGAUCUUCGUCAGAGCUCAAGCAAACCCGUAUUCGUAUAUCCUGGACAACGGACAAAACUCGGAAUACCUCAGGCCUGGCUCGGCGGCAGGUAUACACGAGAACGCUCUCUCCUAUCUGAAGAGUUUUCAGCAUGCAGCUUUCCGGAUUGCCCUGAGACAGGAGACUACCAUUGCCUUUCUCAAGCAGAGAGCUGUCCGCCUACCUUUGGAAACAUGGUCGAUCCUCCAAGGUUUUGACGAGGUGGAAGAUUUCAUCUGGGCCGACCGGCAUCUCUUCCAUUGUGCCAACGUCUUGCAAUUCUGCUUUGGCCCAGAAAGUGGUUCUGGAAAGACGCAAAUCGAGCGGUGGAAGGAACUCAAGCGGUUUGAAGAUCAAUGGGAUCAAGCGAAGCCAUUGUCAUUUGCGCCAAUCCAUUACCAGGAGCCUGAUCGGUCCAAAGGGGAAUGUCUCCCUCAUAUAUGGUACAUGGCGGAAGUGCAUGUUACUGGGCAGCUUUUCCUUGAUCUAGCCCGGAUCCUGUUGACGGUGUACAAUCCGAAUAUUCCUCGAAUCGGUCCAGGAGUCACCGCGGCUCAACGACGAGUCACGGAUGAAGUGCACGAUAUUGUGAUCCGUCUAUGCGGUACGGCCAUGUCGAACCCAUCAUCACGGCCCGCGAUGGUCCAAGCUUAUAUGGCAAUUGCUGUCUGUGGAGAGUAUUUCUACGAUCCUCUCGAACAACAAGCUCUGCUGGGGGUCUUGGAUAGGUUGAAAAAGGACCACGGCUGGCCCACCGGCAGGACAGCCUUGGAACUGAAGAGGGAAUGGGGACGGCCUUCUUGAUUUGUAUGAACAAUUUUUUCCUUGUCGCGUGGAAGCAGGAUAUGUUGGACGUCACGGCCUCGAAAAGGAAAUACUUUGGGGAGAUAGGGAACAUAUUUCCGCCGUCGGGUUAUCUUUUCGCCUAAAUGGCCAACGAUCAUGAUGAUGGAAUCAUCACUACUGAUGCGGGGACAACAACGACGUCAACCCCUCACCUUACAAAUACAUUUUCUGGUCCAA
This is a messenger RNA of Exophiala viscosa, 2504 nucleotides long. RefSeq lists its product as uncharacterized. Gene Ontology annotation, cellular component: nucleus. The transcript has 5 exons. Gene Ontology annotation, biological process: positive regulation of transcription by RNA polymerase II. The record is from RefSeq and is a predicted model, not a curated record. Gene Ontology annotation, molecular function: zinc ion binding; transcription cis-regulatory region binding; DNA-binding transcription factor activity, RNA polymerase II-specific. Bases 261 to 2285 code for a protein of 674 amino acids. Lineage: Eukaryota; Fungi; Ascomycota; Eurotiomycetes; Chaetothyriales; Herpotrichiellaceae.